CUCGACUUCGCAACAUACUCGAAUCGACUAAUUGCCCGACAAGAUGGAGUACAACCGUCUCUCGGACGCCGAGAUCAGUCGGCCCUCGGAGCGCAACGCCCGCCACUCGUCCGGGUACGACCUCCAGCACCGCGAGAGCAUGGACCUCUGGCGCGAAAGCGUGCGUGAGAGCGAGAAGUGUCUGCGCACGUCGGCGUCGGGCGACUUUUCCCGCGCGUCCGAGUUCCGCGUCAUUGUGCCUGUGGAAAGUGACGUGACGCAGCCCGAGUCAAAGCGCGAUUACAAGGGCCGCAUUCGAACAUGGCCGGGGAUCCUGCUCUUGUUCUGCAUCGUAGCGGGCUCAGUCGUUGGCAUCGUCUUUGAGGCCCGUGACGCGCGCGACGCGGCGAAGGAACGCGUCCUGAUCGCCACCAACAGGCUCUUCAAGAACCACUCUGGCAACCUCGUUUCGGGAACCGCCGACACGGAUGCUGCCGACGGUCAAGUGGGCAACCCCAUGACAUACUCGACGACAAACUGCGAGCUUCCCAAUUACCUCAGCAAGAACGGCAAGAUCUACAGCACGAGUGCCAACGGCACUGAAGUCGCGGUCGGACUCAAAGGCCUCAACUGGUUUGGCAUGGAGACAGGCGUCAACGUGCCGCUCGGACUGUGGGCCAACAGCCAAAACGGCACGACCGCGUAUGUCAUUGCGCAGUUUAUGCAAGAACACAAGUUCAACGCCGUGCGCCUCCCAGUGUGCAUCACGAGCCUCCUCAAAAACACGCCACCGAUCAGCGGGCUCGUCAACAAGGCGCUCAACCGAGCGCUCGACACCUCAACGUACAUGAGCACGGUUCAGUCGAUUAUCAAGGUGCUCGCGUACCGCAACAUUGGCGUCCUCAUCUCGCUGCACACACUCACAACGACCAACUCGGGCGGCACGUGGUACGAUGAGAGCCUCGGCAUUUCCAAAGCCGACUUUCUCAAAGCGGUCAAGAUCCUCACGACCAACCUCUGCUCGGCCACGUACUGGAACGUCAUGGGGCUCGACGCUAAGAACGAACCGCACACAUCGACAUGGGCCGACUUUGCGUCCGGCGCCGAAACCAUUGGCACGCAAAUGCUCAAUGGGUGUCCCAACUGGCUCCUCUUUGUCGAGGGCGUCAACAGCGCGCAUACGGUGGCGCUCAACGGGUCGACGAUUUCGUAUUUCGACUGGUGGGGCGGCGGGCUCCAAGAGGCGGGUGGUCGCCCAGUGGCGCUCACGACGGCCAACAAGGUUGUGUACGCACCGCAUUAUUACACGCCGGCGGUCUCGCCUCAGGCGUAUUUCUACGGCCCGAGCUUCACCGAGCUCGACGACGCGACGCUGAAAGCCCGUAUUCAGGCGACGGCGUACGACAUGUUUGGCUACUUGAACGCCAAGCAAAAGGAGGCCGUCGUCCUCGGCGAGUUUGCGGGACUGUACGCCAAAGACGCCCACCCGCUCAAGACGACGCAGCGCGCGACGGACUUUCUCAUGGCCGUCAUGCUCGAGGAAAACUAUGCCGGCGGGUUCAUGUGGUCGAUCAACCCCGAGUCUGCGUAUCAGUACAACCCCGGCUGGACGGCCGGGACGUUCACCGAAGGCCUCGUCCUCGACGACUGGCUCACGCCCAACAGCGUCUUUCUCAAGGCGAUUGCGGUGCUCGAUGCGGUGCCCAACCUUCGGUCGUUCCCGUGUUUUCCAAACACAGCGUAAGAUCGAAACUAUGAUUUUGCUCCGAU
This is a messenger RNA of Saprolegnia diclina VS20, 1749 nucleotides long. RefSeq lists its product as hypothetical. The transcript is spliced from 5 exons. The coding region runs from base 44 to 1723 and encodes 559 amino acids. Gene Ontology annotation, molecular function: hydrolase activity, hydrolyzing O-glycosyl compounds. Lineage: Eukaryota; Oomycota; Saprolegniomycetes; Saprolegniales; Saprolegniaceae. The record is from RefSeq and is a predicted model, not a curated record.